Messenger RNA from Dromiciops gliroides (monito del monte), 1982 nucleotides. RefSeq names its product gametocyte specific factor 1 (gene GTSF1). Lineage: Eukaryota; Metazoa; Chordata; Mammalia; Microbiotheria; Microbiotheriidae. The transcript is spliced from 9 exons. Bases 143 to 646 code for a protein of 167 amino acids. The record is from RefSeq and is a predicted model, not a curated record.
CCACAACUGGGAGCUGGCAGUGCGGCUGGGCUCUGAGUUUGACUCCGUUUCUUUGAGUUGGAGCCUUUUGGUGGAUGCCAUUUCUGGUUCCCUGAAUCACAGCUUUGAGAGCACUUGGGUCUGCUUCCUUUUCACUGCAGACAUGGAAGACAAUUAUGUUGAUUCUUUGGAUCCAGAGAAGCUGAUACAAUGCCCAUAUGAUAAAAACCAUCAGAUCAGGGCCUGCAGGUUCCCUUAUCAUCUGAUCAAAUGCAGAAAGAACCACCCUGAUGUUGCAAACAAAUUGGCUACCUGUCCUUUCAAUGCUCGCCACCAAGUUCCCCGGGCUGAAAUCAGUCACCACAUCUCAAGCUGCGAUGACAAAAGCUGCAUUGAACAGGAUGUUGUCAGCCAGUCCAGGAACUACAGAUGCGAGGCUCUGACUGUGAACACAUGGCAAUGCCCUCCUUGUGAUGAAGACUGGGAUAAAGAUUUGUGGGAGCAGUCCAGCACUACCUUUGUCUGGGGCACUGCUAACUGCAGUGGCAAUAACAGCCCUGCGAACAAUGUAGUUGUGGAACAUAAGAGUAACCUGGCUUCAGGCAUGCGGGUUCCCAAGUCUCUGCCAUAUGUACUACCAUGGAAAAGCAAUGGAAAUGCACAGUAACUGAAAAUCUAUCUCAUCAAAUGACAGACCCAAGAAGACACUUUUGCCUCCUGCUACUUACUACCAGUGGGUUCUUCAUUUCUCUUCCUAAUCUUAUUUUGGAAAGAUAAACUGUCUGUGGCUCUGAUUGACCAGUUCGCUUUUUUUCCUCCUCCCCUCCCCUUUCCCCACUCGAGCACUUUCUGCAGUGCCUCCUCAGAAGAGCUUUUCCAAAUAAACCUCAGAGGUACUAAGACUAGCCCAGUAGCUACCCAGAAAACAGCAUCAGCCCUAAAAGUAAACCCCCUCUUUUCUACCUGGUGAAGGACACAUAUUUGAAGCUAUUUACCUAAACUACACCCAGUAGGCAGAAAACUUGGGCUAGAAACACUAGUGCCACUUAAAGCUUAAUCUAAGUAUUUCUCUGUAUAGUACCAAGAGGCCUGAUAUGUUUCAGCUUUCAUAUAGUUGACCAACUAUGGUCCACCAAUCCAUAAGAUCCUUGAAAUAUGGAUAGAGCUCAUAUAGAAAAACGCUUCUACUUUCUUUUGGUAGCUUUCCUUUAUGGUAUCUUACUGUUCCCAAAGCACGUGGCUUUUUCUCCUCCUACUUCUCCCCAGUUGCUAAAGGAAAUUGUACUAGCUGUCAGACAAGGUAUGUAUUAGGAAGGGAAUGUUGAUGUGGGUGGAGGGAGCUAUCUAUCCAUUCUGUAUGUACUGGGGAGAAAUGCUUACCACCUCUUUGUGAAAUGUAUUUAAUUUCAAAAAUCUCCAAAGCUUAAAUGUGUAUGAAGACCUCGCAGACUUGACUAGGAUAUAUCACAAUACUUAGUCCCAGGCUGGGAUUAAGGGAACAAACCCAGCAUUUUGUUGGCAAAUCAGACUUAUGUGGCGACUUCCUAAUCUCCAAGGCCUGGUUUUUCUUUGAUAACCUUAUUCAUGCAUUGUCUUGUAUAGAGACUUUGGGGAUCUGGCAUCGAUAGGAGCCCUAAGCACUCCAUAUAACAACUAAUUCUGAAAAUUAUCUUCUCUAACCAUCUUUGUCAAUAACAGAUAAAAAAGAAAUUGGGCUAGUGGGAGGGCAAGUAUUGUGGAACCAAGCUAUAACAAUGAGGCAGGGCUACUGGUCUGGGAACAAACUCCAGUCAGGUUUGAAGAUAGAGCUUUUCCAUUUUCAGCUCUGUUUGUCUGAGUAGGGAAAUAGGUAUUUCUGGGGAGGACAACAUUUCAUUGGGAAGGAAAUCACUCCCAUUAUUCCCUCCUCCCUCCCCCCUUCUAGUUAAGGGUCAAUCAGCACUACAUAACAGCUUAACUUGGUCCUGGUAGGGUGGGAAUAAGAGAGGGGCUGAAUAAGAACU